AGUUGGAGAAGAUCUUACAAAUGCGGAAGCGCCUGCGGAGAGGCUAGUUAGAUAAAUGUUGUUCUUAAAAAAGACAAAAGAAAAUCCAAAAUAUUUGUCAAAUCACAUCCUUCAAAUUCAGGAAACAAAAUUAUUAAGACAGAAAAGAAAUAAUAAAAACGCGGUUUAAGCUUCUCCACCACUAUCUUGGUUCUCUCUCUCUCUCUCUCUCUCUCUCUCGCUCACCUCACUCUCUUCGCCCCUUUGCACUCACUUUCACACUUCUAAGCGUCAAACCCUCCAACUCUCUCUCUCUCUCUCUCUCUGGGUUUUAUUGGCGUUGUACUUUGUGCUUUGCUCCAAAAGCCCUAAACUUGGAGUACAUUUUCAGAUCUGCGCUGACAUUUCAUUCAAUUCAAAGCUAUGCGCCACUAGUUUUACUUCCCUUGACUGAACAAACCCAUUUCCCUAAAAUGUCAAACUCCGACCCGAAAACCCGACCUCGUCCGGGUCCAUGGCCUCCCGCUCCGGACUCCUCCGCAAUGCCCCCUUCUUCUUGGGCUAAGAAAACCGGCUUCCGCCCCAAGUUCUCUGGCGAGACCAAUGCCAGUGAUUCCGGUCAGAUAUCGCUGCCGCCGCCCCGGCCCCGAGAGCCUGAAGCCCAGCCUGAUCUCGAAGCUGGACGGGCCCGGCCUCAACCGGCUCCGAAUGGCGUGCCCGAGCGCGAGGUGGCUGCACCGGCUCCAGCGGCACCUUCGGAUAAGGACCAGACGGUGAAGAGGAGGAAGGACUCUAAUGGAGGGUCGAAGGUUGCGGCCAAUGGGCCCAGUGGGCCCAAUGGGCAGGCCGCUGCUGGGCCCACGGAGCCCAAUUCGCAGCCGCGGAGGCCGGCGAGGAUUGAAGAAGUGGUUGAUGUUUUGCCACACGGUGUUGAUGAUGAUGGGAAUGUGGCUAGGCACUCGCAUAUGAAGUAUGAGCUCAGAGAUACACCUGGUCUUGUUCCCAUUGGUCUCUACGGGUUCCAGCAUUAUCUUUCCAUGUUGGGUUCGAUAAUUCUAAUUCCACUCGUCAUAGUUCCGGCAAUGGGUGGGACUUAUGAGGAUACUGGAAAUGUUGUAUCUACAGUGCUUUUUGUUUCGGGAGUGACCACUCUCUUGCAGACAUCGUUUGGAUCAAGAUUGCCCUUGAUACAGGGUCCUUCAUUUGUUUACCUAGCUCCCGCUUUGGCGAUAAUCAACUCCCCAGAAUUUCGAGGACUCAAUGGAAAUAAUUUUAAGCAUAUCAUGAAGGAGCUACAGGGGGCUAUAAUAAUAGGUUCAGCUUUUCAAGCAAUACUUGGAUAUAGUGGACUAAUGUCAAUAUUUUUGAGGCUAAUCAAUCCAGUGGUUGUGUCACCCACAAUUGCUGCUGUUGGACUUUCUUUCUACAGCUAUGGUUUCCCGUUAGUUGGUACUUGUCUUGAGAUUGGUGCGGUGCAGAUAUUGUUGGUUGUUAUCUUUUCUCUUUACCUACGGAAGGUAUCUAUUUUUGGUCAUCGUGUAUUUCUAAUAUAUGCGGUUCCUUUGGGUCUGGCAAUCACAUGGUCGGCUGCUUUCCUACUAACUGAAGCCGGAGCAUAUAGCUACAAAGGUUGUGAUAUAAAUGUACCUGCAUCAAACAUAAUAUCUGAACAUUGCAGAAAGCAUGUUUCGAGGAUGAAGCACUGUCGAGUUGAUACCUCUCAUGCUCUAAGAUCUUCCCCAUGGUUUAGGUUUCCCUAUCCGUUACAAUGGGGUACUCCUGUAUUCCACUGGAAAAUGGCCUUUAUCAUGUGUGUGGUUUCCAUUAUCUCAUCAGUGGAUUCGGUUGGCUCCUAUCAUGCAUCUUCAUUAUUGGUGGCUUCCAGACCUCCAACCCCUGGUGUUCUUAGUCGAGGGAUUGGUCUGGAAGGUCUUUCUAGUGUCUUGGCUGGUCUUUGGGGUACUGGAACCGGCUCCACAAGUUUAACUGAAAAUGUGCACACACUAGCUGUCACUAAGAUGGGAAGCCGUAGAGCUGUUGAAUUGGGAGCAUGUGUUUUGAUUGUCUUAUCCCUUGUCGGUAAAGUUGGAGGCUUUCUAGCAUCCAUUCCCCAAGUCAUGGUUGCCGCACUGCUGUGCUUCAUGUGGGCGAUGCUUGCUGCAUUGGGCCUGUCCAAUCUACGUUAUAGUGAAGCUGGAAGCUCUCGGAAUAUUAUCAUAGUUGGCUUAUCUUUGUUUUUCUCGCUUUCAAUACCGGCCUACUUUCAGCAAUAUGGCAUCUCUCCAAACUCCAACUUAUCUGUUCCAAGUUAUUUUCAACCAUACAUUGUAGCUUCUCAUGGGCCGUUCCGCAGCAAAUAUGGAGGGGUGAACUAUGUGCUGAACACAUUGCUAUCGUUACACAUGGUGGUUGCAUUCCUUGUGGCUGUCAUCCUGGACAACACCGUACCUGGCAGUCGUCAAGAACGUGGAGUGUAUGUGUGGUCUGAACCUGAGGUUGCAAAGAGGGAGCCCGCUGUAGCCAAGGAUUAUGGGCUGCCCUUCAGAAUUGGCCGGGUUUUCAGAUGGGUGAAAUGGGUUGGACUUUGAUAGAAUUUUUGGUUGGUGUGAGCAUUAAUCAGAUAUUCAAGCUUUUCAGAAACCAUUUUCAGGGGGAUGAUUGUAGUGUUACCGUGAUUCUAAAGGUAAGUUCGGGGCAUAUAUUCUUAAUUAUUGGUCUGGAAACUGUUUUUUCCUACACGAAGGGACUUUCUACUUCUUAGGUUUAUAGGUCUUAUAGAGAUAUUUUGUGUACAUUUGAGGAACCAGAAGAUCUGGUUGUGUUGUAAUCUUAGAUUAAUGUAUCUAGUGUUGAGUCAUUGGGACCUUUUUCAUGCGGUCAAGUGAUCUUCAUGUAUAUGCUUUUUUCUUUUGUUUUCUUUCCAUGAUCAGCUUAGACCUCUACUUUCCCGAAUGUUGGACUCUCAAUGGAAAAAGAAAAAGAAGGGUAUUCACACCGAGUGAGUGAGAUCUGCAAUGUGGAAUGUUGUAUUUCUUUUAUUUAGUAUUUAGAUGAUCCCUAAAUAUCA
Molecule: messenger RNA, 3046 nt
Organism: Prunus persica (peach)
Lineage: Eukaryota; Viridiplantae; Streptophyta; Magnoliopsida; Rosales; Rosaceae
Product: nucleobase-ascorbate transporter 12
Exons: 10
Coding region: 453-2567 (704 amino acids)
Biological process (GO): transmembrane transport
Cellular component (GO): plasma membrane
Molecular function (GO): transmembrane transporter activity
Source: RefSeq, a predicted model, not a curated record